Messenger RNA from Carassius gibelio (silver crucian carp), 997 nucleotides. Its product is annotated as transforming protein RhoA-like. The record is from RefSeq and is a predicted model, not a curated record. The transcript is spliced from 5 exons. Gene Ontology annotation, biological process: small GTPase-mediated signal transduction; cell migration; stress fiber assembly. Bases 199 to 780 code for a protein of 193 amino acids. Gene Ontology annotation, molecular function: GTPase activity; GTP binding. Gene Ontology annotation, cellular component: cleavage furrow; dendritic spine. NCBI's taxonomy places the organism in Eukaryota, Metazoa, Chordata, Actinopteri, Cypriniformes, Cyprinidae.
GCGUCCGCUGAGGACUCUUGUUUUGAUACUUCCGCUGAGGACUCUUAUUUUGACGGGUUGUUAUUCAAUCGCCAUCUUGGCUGGUUGUGUACGGCUUCCGGCGCGCGCAAAGAAGCGACCCGGAAAACCCGAUCCGAGUUGAACUGAAGCGAGUGGAGCGGUUCUCUGGUCUCGCGGGGUUAAUAACGCGGCGCAGGAAUGGCGGCGAUCCGUAAGAAGCUGGUGAUCGUUGGUGACGGUGCGUGUGGGAAGACCUGUCUGCUCAUCGUCUUCAGUAAAGACCAGUUCCCCGAGGUCUACGUGCCCACCGUCUUCGAGAACUACGUGGCCGACAUCGAGGUGGACGGCAAGCAGGUGGAGCUAGCGCUGUGGGACACGGCGGGUCAGGAGGACUACGACCGUCUGCGACCACUCUCGUACCCAGACACCGACGUCAUCCUCAUGUGCUUCUCCAUCGAUAGCCCAGACAGCCUGGAGAACAUUCCUGAGAAAUGGACUCCGGAAGUCAAGCAUUUUUGCCCCAACGUUCCCAUAAUUCUGGUGGGCAACAAGAAGGACCUGCGCAACGACGAACACACACGCCGCGAGCUCAUUAAGAUGAAGCAGGAGCCCGUCAAGCCAGAGGAGGGCCGGGACAUGGCCAACCGCAUCUGUGCCUUCGGAUACAUGGAGUGCUCUGCCAAGUCCAAGGACGGCGUGCGGGAGGUGUUCGAGAUGGCCACCAGGGCGGCGCUGCAGGCCCGCAAGGGCAAGAAGAACAACAAGUGCCUGCUGCUGUAGACAGACUUUUAUUCCUUUUAACUGAAUCAGUUCACCUAGUGUUGAGAGUUUAUGUCAGUAUUUAACGCACGCGAACACAUAUGCAACAGCGACUUGGAGAAACAGCGCAUCAGGACCAGGGUGUGCUGCACGCCGCGGACCAGACUUGAAAUGCAUUCUUUUGUCUUUCUCAAUCAGAAAAUUUGGUAUGUUUGUGUAUUAAAGCCUUUAUAAGACA